AUGAAGCCCAAAUCUCUCGUAUUGAGGUUAUUUGAUCAUACUGAGUCCUUAGGUGAGAGGCAAGCGGAGAGAGUAUCUAGGUAUCACCGGCAGGUAGACUGUUCGGACCGGUCGGACCGUCAUGAGACCACUGCACCAAAUGAUACCCCCAGACCCCAGGUAGAGGAUGGGGGGAGAAAGAAAGAGAAGUGCGCCAGUGAGAUCCAUUUCGCCUUUUUACCGGAGAGGUACGAGCCCCUAGUCGAAGAGGAUGAAGGAAGGCAAAGAGCGAAAGAAGAAAAGAAAAACAAGAAGAAACAAAAAUACAAGAAAGUCAAGAAGGUAGUAUUUGCGAAAAACGUUACUGCUGCAUCUAUCUUUCUGUGCUGUUAUGUUUAUAAAGAAUAAGCCUUGUUUCCCCCCCCCCUUCAAUUAUUAACUUUAACCACCGUUUUUUUCAAUGCUUAUUAAUUAUUAACUAACCAUUAUGAUGCACUUAACCUUUGAAAGUCAAAUGUAUUCAGUUUUGUUAUAAUGACACUGUUAUAACAACCUUCAGUUGUUCAUAAUCAUAACAUGUUUCUAUUGUCAAUAGAAAAAAGACAAUAAAAUCAAUGUUACAUUUUCAGAUACUUUCAACUCGAGAAUUCCCUGCACUGUAUCCCUUAAUUUCCCACACAGUAUGUAAUAGUUGCAGAUAAUAUGGGUAAGUUCAAGGCAAUAUCAUAAUCAAUCUCAUUAUCGUGAUACAAAAAUUUUUAAAAAAUACAAUUAUCACGAUAUGGCAUCAAUCCAUCAAACUUGCAUCAAAUUACCUGAUAUUCAUCAUAUGACUGAAUGAUGUAAAAUCAAUAAUAAGAAUCACAAACCAUAGAACUGAAAGAUCAUUGUGAAAUAGGACUACAAUAUAGAGGCUUUUCAUGAAAGAAAUUGGUAUUAUGAACCAAUCUAUUGUGAUUGACUUUUCUCAGAUUGCUGUGUUUUCUAAUCAGCACCUCACAUUAACACUUUGUUUCUUACUGUUUGAUUUCAACACUGAUUGUGUUACUGUUAAACCACCUGUAUUGUGUUAAAAUGUGACACAAUAUGAAGUACAAGUUGAAUGAUGUAAUAAAUAUAUCAACAGUGACUGAUUGUAUCUUCCUAUCUUGCCACAAUCCAUUUGCUUGGCUUCUCUCCAGAUUGAGAUUGUUUUAAGACCUCUCCCUGUGUUUGUCUGUUCCACUGUCCUAGAUACAGUGUGUUUGGGGUCAAAGGGGAAUAUCUAAACCAUAACAUAAAACAUAAAAGACAGUCAUGGUGCAGUUCUUUGACAAAAAAAAGUAUCAAGGCAGAAGUCGAAUCUUUCCUGUCAAGAAACUCAAGUAAAACAACUUAGAUCAUAGCACUCUUGUCCACUAUCUUUAGAAAUGAAGAAUAUAGCUCUUAAAACCAUUUCCAUAUGAAUCGUGUUUGCGGUUUCACUGUUGUUGUUGUGGCUGUAGUAGGUUCUAAAUCAAAUCAAAUCAAGCUUUAUUUAUACAGCACAUUUCAGACAUGGAAUGCAACGCAAUGUGCUUUACAGGAAAAAUAGAACAAAAAAACAAUGAAAAUAAAAGCUGAAAUAUUUACUACACAACAAACAUAAGAUAAAAAACAAAAGAAUGACACAAACUGAACAACUAAAAAGCACCCUGAGGAAAAGCAAAGCUAAAAAGAUGUGUUUAAGUUCUCUUUUAAAUAUGUCCACAGUUUCAGUCCCUCUCAGGUUCUCUAGCAGGUUAUUCCAGAGGCUGGGGGCAUAAUAACUAAAGGCUGUCUCUCCAGGCCUCUUGGUCCUCAGCUUUGGGAUAGUUAAAAGGCCAGUGCCAGAGGACCUGAGGGACCUACUUGGUACAUAACUUAAAAGCAUGUCUGACAUGUAUUGGGGUGCACAAUCAUGGAUUGAUUUAAAAACCAAUAGAAUAAUCUUAAAAUGUAUUCUAAAACUCACAGGCAGCCAGUGCAGUGACCUUAAAAGCGGUGUAAUGUGUGCUCUCCAUCUGGUCUUGGUCAGUACCCGUACUGCAGCAUUCUGUAUGUUUUGCAGUUGACCAAUGGCUUUCUUGGUAAGACCAGACAGGAGAACAUUACAAUAGUCAAGCCUGUAUUAGCCUGAGAGAGAAACUGACACACCUUGGCAAUGUUCCUAAGGUGGUAAAAAGCUAAUUUGGCCACAUUCCUAAUGUGUGAUUCGAAAUUUAGUUCAGAAUCUAAAAUAACACCUAGGUUUUUUACCUGUGUUUUAUCUUUAUUGCCUGUGAAUUAAAAUGUGUGGCAGCAUAGUCUCUCCAAGGUGAGCAGGUCAACACUCUCGUGGGGUUGUCUAUCUUGCAAUAUCUAUCCCAUGGGCUUGGUGGCCCAACUGUCCGGGGGGCUCAGACAUUCACUGGUCAAUUACGAAGCCCAGACUAAGCCUCAUUGAUUUACUAAAUCUGAUCCAGCUGGAUCCCUAAAGCUUCAUGGUAGUUUCCCCUCUCAAGCCUCUGUGAUGUGUCACUAUAGGAUAAGCAUUAGAUAUUGGCAACGAAUGUUGCGGCAAACGCCGCCAAAGAGUCAUUGAACCCUCAUCCACGUCACCUGGUUCUGAAUGGAUUCUCUGUCAUUGUGGUGAGGGAUUCUCAACUUCAUUUGGAAGGGUCAUGGAUAUGGGUAGCCUGUUGGCUAUUAAUAAUAAUAACAUACCCCAUGCAAAGUACAGUAAUAAUAACCAAAUGUAGGGCUGACUAAAUGCCAUCAGUUGGAAGGACCAUAACAAACCCAAUACAAAGCACAGAAAUAACUAAAUGGAGGGUUAUUAUGGUGCAGUAAGUGACAAUAAUAACCGUACAUUUGGUUAUUCCUGUACUUUGUUUGGGGUUUGUUAUGGUCCUUCCAACUGAUUGAUGGCAUUUAGUCACAUGUCAUUUCUUCCUUAUCUGUCUUGGCUUUGUUUAGAAAGUUCUUAUUUUACAACCCACUCACAUGCUGUGGUGUGUGUUGUGUAUAAAGAUAUUAUAACUGUUAUAUUGAUUGCUGUCAAGCUUCCUUAUUUACUGUAUAUAUAUAUGUAUGGACACUACCUGUAAAAAUGUCUAUGAAUAGCCAUAAAGAUAAAGUAAGUUAUGGUUUUAUUGACUGGGCUUUAAAUCAUGUUGGAUCUAGGUAGUAAAAUGUGAGGAGGCCUGAGUGUAAGACACCUUCUUGGAAACAAGUAAUCCAUAAAAGUGUGAUUGCCUUCUAUAAAUACCAAGAUAAUCGAAUCAUGUUAAAAAUCACAUUGCUGCUACAUGCCUCCAUGAAUUCACUGUAAACAUAACCAUCUAAUAUCAAUGCUACAGUCUCUCCCUCAGUUGCUACUGUCCGCAGGUGACAGGGGUGUUUCGAAGUUUUAUUUGCGGCCUUGAUAGUGAUACAUUUUAAGACUACAGGUUGGGAAACGUUUUGGUAUUUUUGAACGUCCCCUGAUGCAGCCAGUUCAGACACAGGCCAGCCCUUUCCUGAACACUAAACAUGGAACCCUAUUGUUCAACACAGGGAUCACUGCUUAUUUUAGUUAGACGAGUAAAAAGGACGCAGUGAUUUCCCUCUGCUGUGCUGGGCAACCAUUGUCUGAGUAUGGAGAAGAUUGGUUCUACCUAUUUCGGUCUGAGGAUGUGUUUAAAAAUGUAAUCCCUUAUUCUUGACCUAGUUCUGUCCUCAAGAUCUGUUGAUGAGUUGUAAAAUCAUCCUCACACUUACAGCAGCCUACUGAAUGUUCCAUCUGCAGAUAGGAUGAGUCAUUUAAUGAUGAUUAGGUUUGUAUUGCUGAUGAUGGUUGUUAAUUGAUAAUCCGUUUAUUGACUUUGCUCUCUGUGUGUGUCCUCUGUCUUUCAGAAUGUCGGCAAGGCCCUUCGCUACAGCUGGAAGUGUUUGAUGCUUGGUCUUCACAGUAUGGCAGCAGGCUAUUCCACCCCACUCACUGCCGCUGCUACCCUCGUCCCAGAGUUCCAUGCGGGCAGGGACAGGGGCUGA
This is a messenger RNA of Coregonus sp. 'balchen', 3990 nucleotides long. The record is from the annotation of a GenBank genome assembly. NCBI's taxonomy places the organism in Eukaryota, Metazoa, Chordata, Actinopteri, Salmoniformes, Salmonidae.